AGUGGCACGGGCUGCAGCUGCCUCGGAGUCGCGCGCGGGGCGUGGAGCGGUGCUGAGGAGUUGCGGCUGCGGCCAGCUUGACGCCCGGACUGUCCAGCGAGCGCAGCGCGGCGGGAGCCGGCAGCCAGAGCAGCCCCGGAGCUGAAGCAGCACUCGCGCCGCUGUCCGUGGAGCCCAGCCGAGCCGGCCAUGGCGUUGUCGAUGCCGCUGAACGGGCUGAAGGAGGAGGACAAAGAGCCCCUCAUCGAGCUCUUCGUCAAGGCCGGCAGUGAUGGUGAAAGCAUAGGAAACUGCCCCUUUUCCCAGAGGCUCUUCAUGAUUCUUUGGCUCAAAGGAGUUGUGUUUAGUGUCACAACUGUUGACCUGAAAAGGAAGCCUGCAGACCUGCAGAAUUUGGCUCCUGGGACCCACCCACCAUUUAUAACUUUCAACAAUGAAGUCAAAACUGAUGUCAAUAAGAUUGAGGAAUUUCUUGAAGAAGUCUUAUGCCCUCCCAAGUACUUAAAGCUUUCACCAAAACACCCAGAGUCAAAUACUGCCGGAAUGGACAUCUUUGCCAAAUUCUCUGCUUACAUCAAGAACUCGAGGCCAGAGGCUAAUGAAGCCCUGGAGAGGGGUCUUUUGAAAACACUGCAGAAACUGGAUGAAUAUUUGAAUUCUCCCUUACCUGAUGAAAUUGAUGAGAACAGUAUGGAGGACAUUAAAUUUUCUACACGUAAAUUUCUGGAUGGGAAUGAAAUGACAUUAGCUGAUUGCAACCUGCUGCCCAAACUGCACAUUGUCAAGGUGGUGGCCAAGAAAUAUCGCAACUUCGAUAUUCCAAAAGGAAUGACUGGCAUCUGGAGAUACUUAACUAAUGCUUAUAGUAGGGAUGAGUUCACUAAUACCUGUCCCAGUGAUAAGGAGGUUGAAAUAGCAUACAGUGAUGUCGCCAAAAGACUUACCAAGUAAAAUAGCACUUGCAAGAAAGAUGUCUUCAAAUCUUCCCCUAAGAAUAUGCUUUUCCUAACAGACUACUCCUCUUCCUAUGAAGUAGAAAUGUAUUUUGCAUGAACCUGCAGUUAUUCAAGAUUAGGACCAAGGAUAGACAAGGUAUAGUGGUUAUCUUAAAAUAUACACUCCUAAGCAGUAUUAUUUUAAAAUCCUUUCAUCCUUCCCACCUCCCUGUCCGUAGCCUCCUCUCCUCCAGUUUGGAGACACUCCGUCACAAGCUCUUCAUACAUGAGGCAUUCUAGAGCCUUCUCCAUCAUGUCCAUGCACUCUGUAUAGAUAGUAGAACUUUUGAGGUGCAAUGUUCAACUCUUGAAAUAGAGUAGCUGUGACAUCAGUCAGCCCCAAACUGGUGCACAAUGCAUAGUUCAAGGAAUAUUUAUGUUUUUUUUUUUUUUUUUAAUUUUGUAGUAUUUUGUAAGAGCAUAUGAAAGGAUUGCUACUGUAGCAGAAAAACACUGUGUUUCAGUUUAGUCUAUCCUGGAUAUGAACUAAAGGAUAUCAUCACCAGAGAAGGGAGCCUUCUACAGAAUCACUAUAGAUUGUUAUUUUCUUUGUAGGUAGAUUUUUUAUUUUGCCUAAAAUCAUUUAUCCUUCAUAUGAAUAUAACAUCUGGCACUAUGUGGAAGCUAAAAGUUUAGAGGCAGGAAUGGUAUUCUCACGAUCUCAGGCAUUUGAUUCUUAUAGGAGAAACCCUUGGGCACCUGAUACUCUGUCUGAAUGUGUUGUUUGUUAUGUAUUUUGCCCAGUGCUAUUCAUUUGGAACAUUAUUGCCGUCUUGUUUUAAGAAGCUCCUUUUGGGCCGGGGAUUUAGCUCAGUGGUUCCACUGCCUGCCUUGCAAGCUAAGGACCCGAGUUCGAUCCCCGGUACCAAAAAAAAAAAAAAGAAGCUCCUUUUAAGGUAACAAUAGACCUUGCUGUUUGUAGAUCUUUUGAGCAACACUACAUAAAUUGGUAUUUAGUUGAUUUAGUUACAGCAGUAUGGUGAUUAGCAAUGUAAAAAUUAAUUCUUACAGAAAUUAACCUAAGGAAUGUACGAUGGGUUUGUCAAAGUAUCAGGUGAGUUUUAAAGCAUAGUUAAUGUAGAUAAUCUAAAGAAUGCAUUAUCCUUUCUAUAUUAAAAAUGAUAAAACAUUCUUUUUCCACCUCCAUUUACUGUUAGACUUUGCACAGAGGAUUGUUCACAGCGUUUGGACUAAAUGGUAGCUAUUUUGCCUCACCUCAAUCACUGCACCCCUGGAGUUAAAUUUUUCUGCAACUACACUGAGGAAUACUAUUCUGUUUUUAAAAAAAUUUGUUUUGCUUUUCAAUUAAGUUCCUAAACUAGAGAUUAUUUAUGCUGUAACAAUAGAGAAUGAACUUGGUAAAAGUAGAACAAAAGUUCUGUAUUAUUUUUCCCCUCUCCUGUCUCUUUCUCCUGCUUCAACAAAAUGGACUUUCUAAGUACUACUCCAAAGACUAUGGCUGUGACUGUAAUACAUUUUUGAUAAUUUUUAUACCUAAUUUGUCUAAGAAGUGCUAUUUCUCAUAGGCUUUUUAAAAAUAUAUUGCUUUCAGAUGGCACUGUUUUCUCCCUUUGGUAUGCUAACAUUUAGUAAGCACUGGCCUUAUGGAAGCAGCCUGACUUAUAAGCAUACUACAUUUUUAAACCUUUCAGUAAUUAGCUUAGUACAGAAAGAGAAGAAAAGCUCCAUAUUGUAUCCAUUUGGCUCUGGGAGAUUCCUCUGCCUUGCUUUUCUUAGUACUCUGUACUGCUGAUAAAAGUUUGAGCACCAUCCUUUUGUAAUUAAAUAUUGGAUGAGGAUUUAUCUGGUUCUAGAAAAUCCAUCAAGAAGUUGCAUUGCAGUAGCUUUAGUGGGUGAAAGCUGCAUCCAUCACAGGCAAGCAUCAGCAUCUUCAUCUGCUUUUGAAAUAGCAGCGUGUUGGCCUUUAGGUGAUAUUGAGCCUGACCUCCAAGCUUUAAGCUUGAGAAAGACUUGACAGAGUGUGAAUGGUGGACCAAGUGGUGCAGAGUGGAGGCUCUGCAGAAGGAGCUACUACAUUCCUCAAAGUAGAGUGAUGAAGAAUAUUUGGCAACUCAAUUGUGAAAUAUUUUCACUUUGUAUAUUUAUUUUCUUCUUUGUUUUUAUCUGUUCAGUGAUUACACUUGACUGUCUUGCUGAGUGUCCGAGGAAGGCAAGUCUAUGAUUUUAACAAAAGCAGAAUAACUUUUUCUCUUCAGAAAGAUGGAUUUUAUUUCUCUGUCAAGGAAGUUAGUCAAAGAAAGUUGAGUUGGGCAAAUGGACAAAAGCUAGUAAAAAGGAAUAUCCUGCACGUCAUAUGUUUGUAGGAAGAUCAUGGCUUAAAUGCCUGAGAGAUUUGGGCUGUAAAGUUUCCAUGGCAGUUCAUGUAGUGUAUGUAUUGACAUGUGGAAAUCAUCUUAAUUUUAUUUCUACAACUAAUGAAUCAUUUCCCUCUUUCUUUAACCGAGUUUUGCUACACUUCAAUGAGAAGAUUGGAGUCUUGAGUGAAAAGUCUGUUUUCCAAGGAUACUGAAAAAAUUUCUUAGUUGGAAAGAUUUUUUCAGUCAAUAUUAUCAAAUUCCUUUAUUUUAUUUAGAUGGAUAUUUUCAGUAAGAUGUCAAAUAAGAUUUUAUUUCUGGGUAAUUUUGGCUUCACAACUUUAAACCCUAGAGCAAUUGUAUACAAUUAAGAGAUUUCUGACAUUUAGUCUUAAAAGUAGAUUAACUAGAAUGUAGACAUUUUUACUUCUGUAGAGUUUUGAAUUUCUCCAGAAUUGCAUGUAGAUAGCUUUUUAUUUCUGUGCACUUAAAAAUCCCACUUAGGAAAUAAUCUACAAAGUAAAAAUGAGAGGAAAUAGAAAUUAUUUUUUCAUGAACAUUUUGAUAUAAAUUUCAUCAAGCUAAUUGAUUCACCAAUUUCUUACACUGGUUAUAAUCAAUGUUUAAUUCAAAGAGAAGGAAGCAUUCAUUUUAUUUAUAGGCUUUUAAAAGUUCCUCCUUCACAAAUUAUCAGUGUUGGGGCAACUAAAUUAUAUUUUGGUCAUGGACAAAAAAUUCAACUUCUAAGCCAUAAUGUUGAACAGAAUUGGAAUAUUUUCUUUAGAAUUUCAUGAAUAGGCAAAUGAAAGCUUAUUAGAAUGCUUGUAUUUUCUUUUCUCUCUCUGGAACACCAGCAUCACCAGUAUAUUGCUGGCAGCUAUUAUAUUAAAAAUAAAGUAUAUUUUCACUAUCA
This is a messenger RNA of Heterocephalus glaber (naked mole-rat), 4223 nucleotides long. It is a transcript of the gene Clic4, whose product is annotated as CLIC family member 4. NCBI's taxonomy places the organism in Eukaryota, Metazoa, Chordata, Mammalia, Rodentia, Bathyergidae. The record is from RefSeq and is a predicted model, not a curated record.